This is a messenger RNA of Danio aesculapii, 374 nucleotides long. Its product is annotated as histone H4. The record is from RefSeq and is a predicted model, not a curated record. Gene Ontology annotation, cellular component: nucleosome. Bases 7 to 318 code for a protein of 103 amino acids. NCBI's taxonomy places the organism in Eukaryota, Metazoa, Chordata, Actinopteri, Cypriniformes, Danionidae. The transcript has a single exon. Gene Ontology annotation, biological process: nucleosome assembly. Gene Ontology annotation, molecular function: structural constituent of chromatin; protein heterodimerization activity; DNA binding.
AUCAUUAUGUCCGGAAGAGGCAAAGGCGGAAAGGGACUCGGUAAAGGAGGCGCAAAGCGUCACCGUAAAGUUCUUCGCGAUAACAUCCAGGGAAUCACCAAACCCGCCAUUCGCCGUCUGGCUCGCCGUGGUGGUGUGAAGCGUAUCUCUGGGUUGAUCUACGAGGAGACUCGCGGGGUGUUGAAGGUGUUUCUGGAGAACGUGAUCCGCGAUGCCGUCACCUACACCGAGCAUGCCAAGAGGAAGACCGUCACCGCCAUGGAUGUGGUGUACGCGCUGAAGCGACAGGGACGCACUCUGUACGGCUUCGGUGGAUAAACCGCUCAAAUAAACCAACACAACGGCUCUUUUAAGAGCCACACAACAAUUCACUC